This is a messenger RNA of Carlito syrichta (Philippine tarsier), 1605 nucleotides long. It is a transcript of the gene ANGPTL5, whose product is annotated as angiopoietin like 5. The record is from RefSeq and is a predicted model, not a curated record. NCBI's taxonomy places the organism in Eukaryota, Metazoa, Chordata, Mammalia, Primates, Tarsiidae. The transcript has 8 exons. The coding region runs from base 54 to 1220 and encodes 388 amino acids.
ACAGAGAGCUGACUGAUACUCGAAGAAGUGUUUUCAUUUAUCUAAGAAAAAAUAUGAUGUCUCUAUCCCAAGCCUCACUCCUCUUCUUAAAUAUAUGUAUUUUUAUUUGUGGAGAAGCUGUCCAAGGUAACUUUGUACGUCAUUCUACGGAAUCUUCAGCGGUUAACAUUGUCGAAGAUGUAGCCAAUGAAAAAGAUGAGAGUAAGAGUAAUGAUACCAUUUACAAGGAGGACUGUGAGGAACUGUGUGAUGCUAAAACUAAAAUCACACGAGAAGAAAAAUAUUUCAUGUGUCGAAAUUUGCAGAAUUCGAUUGUUUCCUACACACGCGGUACCAAAAAACUGCUAAGAAACAUCAUGGAUGAGCAACAAGCUUCCUUGGAUUAUUUAUCUACUCAGGUUAACGAGCUCUUGAAUCGAGUUCUUCUUUUGACUACAGAAGUUUUGAGAAAACAGUUGGAUCCUUUUCCUCUCAGACCAGUUCAGUCACAUGGUUUAGAUUGCACUGAUAUUAAAGAUACUAUUGGCUCUGUCACUAAAACACCAAGUGGUUUAUAUAUAAUCCAACCAGAAGGAUCUAGUUACCCAUUUGAGGUAAUGUGUGACAUGGAUUACAGAGGAGGUGGAUGGACCGUGAUACAGAAAAGGAUCGACGGGAUAAUUGACUUCCAGAGGUUGUGGUGUGAUUAUCUGGAUGGAUUUGGCGACCUUUUAGGAGAAUUUUGGCUAGGACUAAAAAAGAUUUUUAAUAUAGUAAAUCAGAAAAAUACCAGUUUUAUGCUGUAUGUGGCUUUGGAAUCUGAAGAUGACACUUUUGCUUAUGCAUCGUAUGACAAUUUUUGGCUAGAGGACGAAACAAGAUUUUUUAAAAUUCACUUAGGACGGUAUUCAGGAAAUGCUGGUGAUGCAUUCCGGGGCCUUGGAAAAGAAGAUAAUCAAAACGCAGUACCCUUCAGCACGUCAGAUGUGGAUAAUGAUGGGUGUCACCCUGCCUGCCUGGUCAACGGUCAGUCUGUGAAGAGUUGCAGUCACCUCAAUAACAACACCGGCUGGUGGUUCAACCAGUGUGGUCUCGCCAACCUAAAUGGCAUUCAGCACUUCCCUGGAAAAUUGCUUGCAACUGGCAUUCGAUGGGGCACAUGGACCAGAAACAACUUACCCAUCAAGAUUAGAUCAGUUUCCAUGAAAAUUAGAAGAACUCACAACCCAUAUUUUAAAUAACCGCAUCUUAAAUAGUAAAAGUUCCACAAGUGUAUUUGAUAAUAUAUUAAAGAUAUUAUGUAGUUUCUCUUUUUACUUUUUAUCAGUGUUUCAAACAUAUUAGCCACAAUUUAACUAAGGAUGGCAUUGAGAUGCUAUGGGUUUAGUUAGAAAACUUCAAUUUUGAAGCAUUUUAUAAAAGAAAACUUGACUCAUUGUUUUUACUAGUAUCUAUAUUAACAAUAUGUAAUUUUGAAACUUUCUGAAACAGUCUUUUUAAAGGACUCUACGUUUCCUUUGACACAUAUAAAGCACAGUAAGUUGUUAGGAAUUGUAAGUUGUUCAGUAUUAGACUUGUUUCUAUAUUUACCUUAUAUUAUCAACUAUAUAACCUACAGAUAAUUUC